UACAGGUAUAGGCUAAGGGUUGAGAUAGCUGAUGACUCUGGAGUUGCAUCUUUUAUUUUAUGGGAUAGAGAAUGUAUGCAACUAAUCGGAAAGACAGCAGGAGAAUUAAGUGUUGUAAGUAUUAUGAUAUUAGACAUUACAAACAUAUAAUUAUUAUUUGACUAACUUUUUUUAUAUUUAAAAUGCCAUAGGAAUUUGGAAGCAGUGACAUGCCAUUCGAUGCAAGCGCUAUUGAUGUUAAAAUAGCUCUGUUCAAGAUUAAUGCAAGGGUUGAUGAAAUAGAGAUGAACAAUGGUGCCUACAUGGUGACGAAAGUGAACAUGGACCCUGAAAUGAUGGCCAAGUACAGCAAAGAAUCCAACCAUUCAAUUACUGAAGAAUCAUGCGUCACAAACUCCAAAUCAAGCGCAAAUGCAAAUACAAUCGAAACGGUGGAUUUGAGUGAUGAUGAGCAAAUCAACAAAAGGAAAUCAAAAGAAAUCACACCAACCGUCAUGAAAAAAAGCAAGGGGGUUGUGAUCAAAAAAGAGAAAAAUUAACUAUUCUGUUUGAAGAAUUACAUUUUCAGUAGUUAAUUUAUAGGAUUUCUCAUUCCAUCGUUUGUUUCUAGGAUUUCCCAUUCCAGCAAUCGUUUCUAGGAUUUCCCAUUCCAGCAAUUGUUUUCAAGAUUUCCUAUUCUAGCAUUUCUCUCUAGGAUUUCCCAUUCCAAAAAUUGUUUUUAAGAUUUCCUAUGCAAGCAUGUAUUUCUAGGAUUCCCCAUUCAAGUUUUAUUUCCUUACUUGUGUUUCAUUUUGUUCCACGUAUUUAACUAUAGAAUGUUACAUAUUUCAUAAAUUCCAUGAAAUACUAUAUGAAAUUUAAAUAACCAAUAAAAUAAAUCCAAGCACGGGGAGAAACUACAAUUGAAACAAAUGUUCAAAGACGUCAAAUGCAAUCAGCUGAUUUUUUGUACUUUGUAAAACCUAAAACAAACCUGGAAAAAUAAUUAAAACAAAUCUACUAUGUCAAGAGAUUUUUUUUUUUGAAGCUGUAUGUCAAGAGAUUUAUUUUAGCAUUAGCCGGAUUUUUGUUAUUGGAAUAAUAUUCUAUCAAGUACAAAAAACUACAAAAAUAAAAAUAUGAUAACUAUAGCCACUCUUACACAAAAAUAAAUACUAAAAUAGGAAAAAUCGAAUUAGAUAAUUUAAUUAACAUUAUUUUGCAGAUUGCAUGUAAUAUCCAGCAGGUCAUAAUCUAAUCUAAUUAAAAAAAUAAUGAAACUAUCAAGUUUAAAUUAAUUGAUUGAAAUGUUGUACACCACUAAUAGGAACACAAAAAAAACACAAUAAUAUGAACUGAAAAGAAAACGGUAAACAAUUGAAUACAAAAUUAAAUAUUGGGCUAAAAUUAGAUAUUGGGCUUUUAAAUAAUCAAGGAAUAGCCUCAAAAUUAAUUACCAUGACCACGUUUUAGGAGACAGUUACUUUUAAAAAUUCAUAUUUCAAACAAUUUAUAAAAUAACUACAAAAUCAUAAAACAUAAAAAUCGAGACACGGCUACCACAGAUUCACAGAAAUCACAAGAAAAGCAUAUCGGAAGAACGUUCGACGCAGGAAAGUUUUUUUCUUAUGUUUUACAAAAUAUAUACAAAUAUAAAAUUACUAUUUAUUUAUAAGACUAAAGUAUUCAGUUUACUAUGCAGGUGAUGGAAAAUCUUUAAAAGAGGGAAAACACAAAACAUGAAUCUCAAUUUCAUGAAAGGGAAAAAGCAUUCACUUUCAGCUCUAGAUCGAUCUUUGCGGGAUAUAAUGCGUUUUUCGAAUCCAGCAAGCUCAUGCCAAACUUUUGGUGGAAAAACUGUUGUUUUGGGAGGUGAUUUCCGACAAAUAUUACCUGUUAUUCCAAAAGGAAGUAGACAAAAUAUUGUUUUUGCCACAAUCAACUCUUCAUACCUAUGGAGUGAUUGUAAAGUUUUACGUAUCACAAAAAAUAUGAGGCUUCGUCAAGUUGAUAAUGAAGAAGAUCUGUGCAGUUGGAGCAAUUUUCAAAAUGGAUUGCAAGUAUAGGAGAUGGUACAAUUGGAAGUGUUGAUGAAGAACAUGCCAAUAUUGAUAUACCAAAUGACAUUUUGCUUAAAUGUGGGAAUGAUCCAGUGGAAACCAUUGUUCGAAGCACUUAUCCAUCUUAUACUGGUGAUGUUGUAGAUACAAAUUAUCUACAGGAAAGAGCAAUACUUGCUCCAACGCUUGAUGUCGUUGAAUCUAUAAAUCAGUACAUGAUCUCAUUGAACACUUGUGAAGGAAGACUGUAUCUAAGUUCAGAUACAAUGUGUAAAUCAGAUUCAACCACAAAAUUGUUGCAACAAAUACACACUCCAGAAUUCUUAAAUAGUAUCAAAUGCUCUGGUGUGCCAAACCAUGAACUAUUUUUGAAAGUGGGGACACCAAUCAUGCUAUUGAGAAACAUAGACCAUGCAAAUGGAUUGUGUAAUGGAACUCGCUUAGUGGUCACAAAACUUGGUAAUCAUGUCUUGGAAGCAAAGAUACUUAUGGGAGAUAAUGCAGGAGAAAAAGUAUUGAUUCCAAGAAUGACGCUAACUCCAGCAGAUCCAAGAUUGCCAUUUAAGUUCCAAAGGCGACAAUUUCCAAUUAUUGUCUCAUAUGCAAUGACAAUAAAUAAGAGUCAAGGACAAUCACUUUCUCAUGUUGGAUUGAUUCUGCAAAAACCAGUUUUUACUCAUGGCCAGCUAUAUGUUGCAAUUUCCAGAGUUAGAAGCCGUAGUGGAUUGAAAAUUUUGGUUUGUGAUAAUGAUAGUUCUAGAACAACGAAUGUAGUUUAUAAAGAGGUAUUCCAAAAUUUGUAG
This is a messenger RNA of Salvia miltiorrhiza (redroot sage), 2842 nucleotides long. RefSeq lists its product as uncharacterized. The transcript is spliced from 2 exons. Lineage: Eukaryota; Viridiplantae; Streptophyta; Magnoliopsida; Lamiales; Lamiaceae. Bases 2255 to 2842 code for a protein of 195 amino acids. The record is from RefSeq and is a predicted model, not a curated record.